Bufo gargarizans (Asiatic toad) is the source of this 5148-nucleotide messenger RNA. RefSeq names its product zinc finger protein 436-like. Bases 131 to 2500 code for a protein of 789 amino acids. The record is from RefSeq and is a predicted model, not a curated record. Gene Ontology annotation, biological process: regulation of DNA-templated transcription. NCBI's taxonomy places the organism in Eukaryota, Metazoa, Chordata, Amphibia, Anura, Bufonidae. The transcript has 10 exons.
GUCUCCUCCUGCAUCGCACGGUAUCCGGUGGAGCAGUGAGGGAGGGUGCUGAGCCAGUCGUGUCCGGAACCUCCUGCUGCUGCAGCAGCUUCUACUCCACUGCUGCAAGAUUCAUCUCUUUUGCAAGACAAUGGUCCUCUCCCUGUCUGAUCCACAAAUCAUGGACAAAGACACGAACAGGAUGACAGAGAGCGUACUUCACAUCAGCCUAGAUAUGAUCUUCCUGCUAAUAGGAGAGGAUUAUAUAGUGGUGAAGAAGACAUCUGGUGAAUGUGUGAUGCCUAGCAGCCAUCCCCGAUGGUCAGGAUGGGGCAGGACUCAGAGCCCCAGCCUGGAACCUGCAUCUCGCCAACUGAUGUAUGAGAAAAGCAAUGAGCAGAAGAUUUUAAAACUCUCCAACAAGAUCAUAGAGCUGAUAACCAGAGAGGUUCCUGUAAGGUGUCAGAAUGUGUCUGUUCAUUUCUCCAUGGAGGAGUGGGAGUACAUAGAAGGACACAGGGACAUCCUGAGGGAGAAAUACCAGUCCCUCACAUCACCAGUUUCUGAAUACUCCGAAUACUUAGAGUAUCCUUACAGUCUUCUCCAUAGAAGAGUGAUCCUUUCCCUGACUGACCCACCAUGGAUAAACAAGGAGAUGACUGAGAGGAUAUUAAGCAUCACUUUGAAGAUUAUCUACCUGUUGAGUGGAGAGGAUUACACCAUAGUGAAGAAGACAUCUGGUGAGUACGUAACCCUCAGCAACUAUUCUUGUGUACCAGGAGAAAGGUACAGAGCCCAGAGACCCAUUCUAAGAACUCCAUCUAACGCGCUAACACAUGACGGGAACAAUGAUGAGAAGGUCCUGGAACUCACCUACAAGAUCAUUGAGCUGCUGACUGGAGAGGUUCCUAUAAGGUUUCAGGAUGUCACUGUCUAUUUUUCUAUGGAGGAGUGGGAGUAUUUAGAAGAACACAAGGAACUGUACAAGGACUUCAUAAUGGAGAACCACCAGACCUUCACAUCACCAGAUGCAGCCAGUAAAGAAAAUCCACCAGAGAGCUGCCCCAGUCCCACUUGUUCCCAGAAUGAGGAAAAUCACAAUGUCCUAGAGGAUCAUCAGGGGGAAGACCUCAUUGAUAUUAAAGUUGAAAUUAUAGAAAGCGAAGAAGAGACCUAUGUGAUGUCUGAUCAGCAGUGUGAGGAGGAAAUUGGUACCGAUAGCCCAGCAGAUGACAACACCAGGAUCUCAACAGGAUUGUCACAAGUUUGCACAGUGGAGGAUAACAUCAGCAACCGAGGUUCUUUAGAAGAAAACUCUGCUACCGUAAUACCCCCAGGACCUCUUGGUACACCUCUUUUAAGGAAUGCUUCUAAUAAUGUGGAACUGUCAAUAGCCAAAUCGCAUGUCCCUACACAAAGAGCAGGGACGCAGUUUAUAUGUUCUGAAUGUGGAAAAUGUUUUACACGUUCCCAGCUGUUUAAAUAUGAGUCGGCACACACUGGACAAAUACAUUUUUUAUGCGUUAUCUGUGACAAGUCUGUAGCUCAAAAGACUCAUCUUGGAGACCAGGUCAUUCGGACAGUCGGCAAACCAUUUUCUUGUUCAACAUGUGGAAAGUGUUUUGCACUCAAGGCCAUUCUUUUUAGACAUCAGAAAAUUCACUCUUCGGAAAGACCGCUUACAUGUGAAGAAUGUGGCAAAUCCUUUCCUUAUAAAUCCAGUCUUCUCGAACAUCAGAGAUUUCACACUGGUCAGAAGCCAUAUUCCUGUGAAGAGUGUGGGAAGUCAUUUACUAGAAAGCGUGUUCUUGUUGAACAUCAGCUAAUUCACACAGGGGAGAAGCCUUUUCCAUGUCUGGAGUGUGGGAAAUUCUAUGCCCGUAAAAGUCAGCUUGAGAUACAUCAGAGAAGCCACACAGGGGAGAGACCAUUUACAUGUCAGGAAUGCGGGAAAUGUUUUACUCAGAGGUCACAUCUUGUAAAACAUCAGAGAAUUCAUAAAGGGGAGAAACCGUUUUUAUGUCUGGAAUGUGGGAAAUGGUUUACUAAAAAAUCAAACCUUGUGGAACAUCAGAAAAUUCACACAGGGCAGAAUUUGUUUUCAUGUCCAGAUUGCGGUAAAUGUUUUACUAGGAAAUCCGUCCUUUCCGAUCAUCAGAGAAUUCAUUCAGGCGAGAAGCCGUUUACUUGUCUAGAUUGUGGAAAGCGCUUUAACCAGAAAUCUGCUCUCGUUAGACAUCAGAAAGUUCACACAAAGGAGAAGUCGUAUUCAUGUUUAGAGUGUGGGCAAUGCUUUACCUGUAAAGUCCAGCUUAAAAUACAUCACCGCAUGCACACAGGAGAGAAGGUCUUUUCAUGUUUGGAAUGUGAGAGAUGUUUUAUCAAUCAGUCAGAUCUUGCCAGACAUGAGAGAACUCACACUGGAGAGAAGAUGCCGUCAUAUCCAGAACAUGUCAAACAAGAAGAUGAUUUUGAUAUGGAUGAAAGCAGCAACAAAGAGGAGACACCAUCAUCAUGUUAAGAAUGUCGGAAAGAAAAUCAAAGAAUUCCCACCACAGGGGAAAUAUUCCCAUGUUCAGUCUUACAUGUAAAACAUAUCUCGUGAUGUACCAGAGAACUCGCACAGGAGAGAUAUCAUUUACAUGUCUGCUAUGUAUGAAAUAUCUUAACUCUUCUCCACACUGAUCAGCCUAAGCAGGGUUUGGUCAAGCAGCAAAGGACAGUAUUGUUCUGGAGAACUCCAGCUUGGACUGUGGUGCUGCAGAGGGAGGGCUUUAAGGGCUCCUUUCAGGCUCAAAGUGAGCUUGAGCCACAAUCGUGAUCUUGUUUUAAAGCCAAGAAUCUUGAAUGUGCAGCCAAGAAUGUGGCUCUAGUUGCACUCUAGUCUGAGAUAGAACAGGUUGAAGUGAGAGUUGCAUAUACUGUUCUUCCACCUUUCACUACAGGCUAUGUGGAGCUGUGAGUUGGAAGAAGACAAGCAGGUGGCAUGGAGGGCAAGAAGGAGGCUCACAGACCUUCCUCCUGGCCCUGUAUGUGUUAUUAUUAUUAAAGCGCCAUUCAUUCCAUGGUGCUAUACAUAUGAAAAAUAGGUGUACAUACAUAAUACAAAACAAUUGCAAUACGCAUGAACAAGACGAGUUACAAACUGGUACAGAAGGAGAGAGGACCCUACCCGCAAGGGAUUACAGUCUACAAGGAAUGGGUGAAGGAUACAGUAGGUGAGGGACACCCUUCAUGUUAUAUUAUCAACCAUAGGGCAUAGUUACGCUCUAAGGGUCCAUUCACACGUCCGUUGAAUGGGUCCAGAUCCUUUCCACAAUUAUGCGGAAGGGGUGCGGACCCAUUCAUUUUCAAUUGGGCUGGAAAAGAUGCGGACAGCACACAGUGUGCUGUCCGCAUCCGCAUUUCUGGUGCACGGCCCAGAACUUCCGGUCCACAGCUCCAGAAAAAAAUAGAACAUGUCCUAUUCUUGUCUGCAGCUGUGCACAAGAAUAGACAUUUCUAUUGGGGUGCCGGCCCAGUGUUACGCGGAUCCGCAAAACACUGCGGAAGUGUGAAUGGACCCUUUAUUGUCACAUUUAUUUAUUUAUUUAUUCUCGGAAAAGGAGUAAGAAGCUGACCACAGCACCUAAGUGGUUUUAUAGAAAAAAAUUAAAACUGAACAAAUAACUUUUCUCACGUAUUAUUUUAAUAUUGAAAAAGUUAAAUAAAAAUAUAUGCCUCAUCUGUAACGACCCAUGCUAUAAACGUAAUAUUUUAUAUAUCAGUCACAGUAAACCCAAAAACGGAAAAACAAUACCCCAAUUUUCUUUUGCAUUCAUCACACCGAGCAAUACAGGCCGAAAAAAACUAACUGCAACUUACCAUAAAACUGAACACCUUACACAGUUACGCCAUUGGAAAAAUAAUAUGGGACUUGGGGUGACACAAAACUAAUAAUUUUGUUAAAAAGAAAAAGGUGUUAUUAUGCAAGUAUAAAUUUGGCAUCAUCAAAAUACAAUAAAGUUAUUUUAUAAACUAUCGUGUACCCAAAAUAGUUCCUAUAAAAACUACAGCUAGUCCCAAGGUCUUUUACAAAUUGUAAAAAAAAAAAUAUUAAAGGGGGUUUCUGAGACUUAAUACCGAUGACCUAUCCUCUGGAUCGGUGGGGGUCUGACAAACAGGACCUCCGCUGAUCAAGAAGACGCCAGUGCUCAUAGUAGUGCCGCUGCCUUCUCUCAGCUUUCCGUGACGUCACGUUCAUCAUGGUGUAGGAGCAUCUCCGCCCUGAAUGAGGCUGAGCUGCAAUAUCAAGUACAGCAGUUAUACAAUGUAGAGCACCAGUGCAUUCUCAAACAGCUGAUCAGCGGGGGUCCUGGGUGUUGGACCCCCACUGAUUAGAUACUGAUGACCUAUCCAAAGGAUAGGUUAUCCGUAUUAACAUCUCGGGAAACCCUUUUAAAUUCAAACAGAUAUGACCCCUGGAACACAGCGGGAAAACAUUUUACUGGUCCUUAAAUGGGUUAUCCUCGCUAGUGCUGUGAUGAGAGAUUCUCACACAUGAACUAUGGGUUUGUAACCAAGAUAGGAUCACAUGCACAAUGUACAGCACGUGAACCUGGAAGUGCCAGGAACAUAAUUGGAGCGGGAGCGCAAGUACCAAUGAAAAUGUUGUUACUCUAAUCAGGAGGUGAGGGACAUGAAAUAAUAAAAACAAAUUAGAUAACCCCUUUAAAGGUCUUGUCUGGGCUAGGAGCUGACAAGUCCGAUUAGUGGUAACCUGUGUCCAAUAGAGAGAAGAUGAAAAAAACCUGUCCACAGUAUUGCCAUUCAGCACUGGUGCCCUUUCCCUGGCUGCUUAUGGUUUCCACUGGUCUCUUGUGUCGGUGGUCACAUAACCUAGAACAGCAUGUCCCUAGCAGUGGUCAACCAAGCCACUUACAGUCUGGAGGAGACCAGAACUGGACGGGAACAGGACAGUAGCAUGGGAGUGGCAGAACUAGAAGGGCGUUUUUUUUUUAUUGGCCUCAGUUUGUCACUAUUGAGGUUGUCGGCUCCAAGGUUCGAAAACCUCUUUAAGGGCUUGUUGUGUGUGAAGCCUGUGCUGUGGACCGCAAAUUGCGGUCCGUAAUGCACGUGCACCAUCCGUGGGGCAGGCGCAUGGGGAUCGCAGACCUGUUCACUUGAAUG